AUGUCGACUGAUACACGUACUGAAAAAGAAAAAAUGAUUGCUGGUGAUAUGUAUAAUGCAUUUGUGCCAGAAUUAGUACUUGAACGAGCAAAAUGCCGAGAAAUGGUUUUUGAUUAUAAUUUAACUCGACCCACUGAUGGAAAGAAACGUGGUGAAAUAUUAAAAAAAUUAUUUGGUCAAUUCGGAUCUAAUUCAAAUAUUGAAACACCAUUUCAAUGUGAUUUGGGUUAUAAUAUUCAUUGGGGUGACAAUUCAUUUGCUAAUUAUAACUUCACUAUACUUGAUAUAUGUCCAGUUUACGUUGGUAAUUAUGUUCUUAUAGGUCCUGAUGUAAAACUAUAUGGUGCAACACAUCCAAUCGAUCCUCAAGAACGACUUAAUGGAUUAGAAUAUGGUAAACCUAUACGAAUCGGUAAUAAUGUAUGGAUUGGUGGUGGAAGUAUUAUUGUAGCUGGAGCAACGAUUGGUGAUAAUAGUGUUAUUGGAGCUGGAAGUGUUGUUGUCAAAGAUAUACCAGCGAAUGUUGUUGCUGUUGGGAAUCCUUGUAAAGUCAUUAAACAAUUACAACCACCAACAAGACCACCGAAAGAGUUUCAACAAAUGACUGGAUUUGAUUAUGAAAAGUUAAAAGAAAAAUAA
Molecule: messenger RNA, 639 nt
Organism: Adineta steineri
Lineage: Eukaryota; Metazoa; Rotifera; Eurotatoria; Adinetida; Adinetidae
Source: the annotation of a GenBank genome assembly